CCCCCCCUUUUUAUCAACUUUCCCGCUGUUCCCUUCAUACCUUGCCUGGAUCCAUAUCCUUGCCUUUCAUUCUUUCUUACACUCGUUUGAUCGCCUUUUACUUUAUUCAUCUUCUUUUUUCUUCACUUCACAUUUCUCUUCUUUAUUUCUCGUCACUCUCUUCUCUCUGCCGUCUUUUUUUUUCUUGCCAACUCCGCAUUGUGUCUUCUUUCUCCUCCCUGGUUCGUGGUCCUGGUUGAAUGGCUAUAAUAUAUUCAUGACCAGACUGGACUUUGGAAAUUAAAAAGACUUGAGCCGCAAGUUCAUCUCUAGGGAGACCUUUCUCUUCGUUGCCGACGGCCCUCCACUCCUUUUUCUUUUGAAUAGCCGACCUCUGCCCUUCGUCGCCCCUCGAUAGCCGUAUUUAGGAAAAUAUCCGCAACAUCGGCCGUGGAAAAUUCGUCCCCUGAAUGGUGUGCUGAAGGUCGAUCCCUGCCCUCAUACGACCGCUCCAAGUCGAGUGCUCCGUUUGGAAAUCGUUCCCUUGGUUUAUAUCCCCAGGGACGACUUGUAUAUCCCAACGGGACGUUCACCUCGCCAUGCAAAACUCGGAUGCUUCUAGCUUUCCGAACAGCGCGCGUUUCAUCCCCCCUAAAUAUAACAACCUGCACGGCGACACCGGUUUCUCCCACGGCGCCUACCACUCCAAUACCCCUAAUCAGGGUUUCUCGAACCGCAACAACCGCCGCGCUAAUAUCCCUGCUAUAAAUACUGCCGCCGCCGGCCAUUCCGCUGACAUGGCGUCCGGAGCCGGGUUCGACAUGAACUUCACUCCUCUUCUCCCCUCCCAGCUGCUCGUGGGUAGCCCCUUCCAGCCUGGGACCCCCUCGGCCUUUGCCUCGCCGCAAUUCGCCAACUUUGGUGGCUUCCCUCAAGCCAAUGCCAAUGGACACGCCCAGAAUCACCAGGUCCAUCAACUCGGUAGCCCGACCCAAGGAAUGCAGAACCACGGUCUGUACCUGUCGACCGAUGGAUUAGGCGCGUCCCAGCUGAUGGGCGGCCCGCAGUCCCCCAUCAACGCUUUGCACCACGCAAGUCUUGGAAAUGCGGCCCUCGGCAGCCCGGCCGCUUCGGUCGCGCCAGGCUUGCUCUCCGGAACUAGUCGCACCGUCUACUUGGGAAAUAUUCCCGCCGAAACAAGCGCGGAGGAAAUUCUCAACCAUGUGCGCAGUGGUCAAAUCGAGUCUGUCCGUCUACUGCCCGAUAAGAACUGUGCCUUCAUUUCCUUCCUCGACAGCAGCUCCGCGACUCACUUCCACUCUGAUGCCAUCUUGAAGAAGCUGGCCAUCAAGGGGAAUGACAUCAAGGUCGGCUGGGGUAAGCCUUCCCAGGUUCCGACCUCGGUGGCCCUUGCGGUGCAGCAGUCCGGCGCCUCGCGCAAUGUUUACCUGGGCAACCUGCCUGAAGAGACCACGGAGGAAAACCUGCGUGAGGAAUUGAGCAAGUUUGGUCCUAUCGACACCGUGAAGAUUGUCAAGGAAAAGGCAAUUGGAUUUGUGCACUUCCUUUCCAUCAGUAACGCGAUGAAGGCUGUCACCCAGUUGCCCCAGGAGCCUCAAUGGCAGGCUCCUAAGCGCGUUUUCUACGGCAAGGACCGCUGCGCCUACGUUUCAAAGACCCAGCAGCAGAAUGCCGCACAGUUCCUGGGUAUUGCCCCCGGUUACGCACACGUCUUGAACUCGGCAGAUCGCGAUCUGAUCUCGAAUGCGCUCGCUCAGCAGUCGGUUGCUGCGGCCGCCGUGGCUACGACCGCUGGUGGUGUGAACAAUCUCGGUAACCGCACCAUCUACCUCGGAAACAUCCACCCCGAAACUACGAUUGAGGAGAUUUGCAACGUCGUACGCGGCGGUUUACUACACCACAUCCGUUAUAUACCCGACAAGCACAUUUGCUUCGUUACUUUCAUCGAUCCUACCUCAGCCGCCUCCUUUUAUGCUCUGAGCAACCUGCAGGGCCUGAUGAUCCACAACCGCCGUCUGAAGAUCGGUUGGGGCAAACACUCCGGGCCUCUGCCUCCCGCAAUCGCUCUUGCAGUCAGCGGCGGUGCAUCUCGCAACGUCUAUAUCGGUAACCUGGACGAGACUUGGACCGAGGAGCGCCUGCGCCAGGACUUCUCCGAGUACGGAGAGAUUGAGCUGGUGAACACACUGCGCGAGAAGAGCUGUGCAUUCGUCAACUUCACCAACAUCGCCAAUGCUAUCAAGGCUAUCGAGGGCAUGCGUAACCGUGAAGAGUACCGCCGCUUCAAGAUCAACUUUGGCAAGGAUCGCUGCGGUAACCCACCACGCCAGGCUGGCAACCAGGGCAACUCACAGCAGAACCGCAACGGCGGUAUUGAGGGUCCUCAGUCGCCCUCGCCCGCCCUGAACGGCUUCCAGCAGAACCUGAGCCAGAACGGCUCGCAAUCCAGCCCGACACGGCCGGCUCUCUCGCCCGCUCCGGGCUCCACGGGCUCCCAGAAUGGCCAACAGCGCCACCCGCUGCAGAACGUGUCCUCACCCUCUGGUGUGCUGAACGUGGGCUCCAACAACCCACUUACCAUGUACCUCAACCAGAUGUCCGCCCAACAAGCCCAAGAGCAGGAGAACCGCCUCUCCGACCCUAUGGUUCUGGCCGGCCUACAAGCCCAAUCCCAAGCCCCGUCCCAGCAGUCCUUGUAUAAUAGCAACAGCAACGGUGACCUUAACGGCUCCAUGGAUGCACCACUGCACCACGGUCACGCUCACAAACCAUCCGCCAACGGUUACCUCAGUGUCGCUGGCUCUGGUCACCACUCCACCGCUAGCACCAGCAACCUAAGUGUGCCGCGCGCUCAGCACUCCCGCGCCGUCAGCCUGCCCUCCUUCUCACAGGAGCCUUUCGGACCAGUCUCUGGCCAGCCGGGCCACAUCCGCUCCGGUGCACACCAGCCCCAGGCUAGUUUCUCCAGCUUCUCGGGGCUUGGUGGCUUGAAUCACUCUGGUUUCGGUCUAGCGAUUCAAAAUGAAAACUCCCUCCCUGGAUGGGCAGAGGAGGAGAUUGGAGCGAAAUAAACGCCCCAGCCGACGGUCUUAUGUCCUCCCUUCUAUCCCAUCUGUUUGAAGAUGGUAAUUUCAAAUCAUUACAUCUUUGCCAGCCCGUUGGUGAACCUUAAUGGCAUUUCUCUUUCUUUUCAAUUUUCCCCUUCUGUUUACUCUUACUUUUACAACCUUCUUUUUCUACUUCUUUCUUAUUUACAUAUAGUUUAUUCUUUUUCUUGUUCUGAUUGUGACGCCAUCUCUAUCAUCUUUACUAUUGAUCUUUUUUCAUUAUUGUACUGCUCUUAAUCAUUCUUCUUUUUUUACUAUUUCUUAUCCUUUUUUGACUUUCAAAUUCCUUAUCGUCCUGGACUAUGACGUGACUAUUGCCAAUCACUUGUUCCAUGAGGACUCCCUGUUCUCCCGGUCUAUAUGGCUAUUAGGCUUGGCCUAGCCUAAUCUGGCCGCUAUAUACCCAAAAUAUACCUCCCAUACCCCUAUUCCCCUGCUACUUGUCAUCUCGCUACUGCCAUAUAAUCAUCAAAUAUCUUUCGAUCUAUCACCGUGUAUUGCUAGUUGACUAUGAUCUAUUUCCUCCAUUUCUGCAUGUGUAUUUUUCUGGUGUUUGAUUUGAUUUCUCCCAGUCGAGGCUGAAACUAAGACUGGAAUGACUAUCGCCAACCUUUCUUUUCCUGAUUUUCGAAAUCUGGUUUGAACUCUUCUAAUCGAUUCUUACCCUUAGCUUUGUUUUUCUUUGUGGCUUGUUAUGCUAUGUGGAUGGUUGGGCCCUGUCAUCUUGUGAUAAUACCCAUGUAUCGGAUUAGUCUCCCUACGCGGAGGGUGUGGUGGCGGUUGAUUGUUAUUUCGAGUGGGUGGUGGGCGAUUGCUUUCACUUUUUGUAUCUACUUGAGUGGAAAAGAAGUCGUAGGCGAAAUGUACGAGUUGAUGAUGUUGAAUAUUUUGUGUUGGAGCUAUUAAGUAAGAGAAAGCGUAGAAAUAAAA
This is a messenger RNA of Penicillium brasilianum, 4037 nucleotides long. The record is from the annotation of a GenBank genome assembly. NCBI's taxonomy places the organism in Eukaryota, Fungi, Ascomycota, Eurotiomycetes, Eurotiales, Aspergillaceae.